Messenger RNA from Parnassius mnemosyne (clouded apollo), 420 nucleotides. NCBI's taxonomy places the organism in Eukaryota, Metazoa, Arthropoda, Insecta, Lepidoptera, Papilionidae. The record is from the annotation of a GenBank genome assembly.
UUGUAUAACAAUAAUCUUGCUGAAUAUGCUAGAAAAGAUUUAACUGAAAAGGCUUGGAGUGAGGUGGCGAAAGAAAUACAAUGGACGGUUAACGAUUGUAAGGAAAAAUGGAAAAAUAUUAGAAAUGGUUUUGUUAGAAGUUUAAAACCGAAGGCUAGUGGAUUGGCAACUACAAAAAAAAACUAUUUACAUGAUGAGAUGCAGUUUAUAUUACCAUACGUCAAACCAGUAAUUCACAUGAAUGAAAGAGGAAAUUUACCAAAUCCUGAACAAUCAACUCUAAAUCAGGAGACCCCUGCGUGCCCCGAAGAACAGGCAUAUGUUGGUCCUAACAGGAAUAUUACAGAAGACACUGAAUCGGAAAAUUAUUCCCAUGUUGAGAGGUCGUCAUUACAAAAACCAAAGAAAAAAAAGGAUUAA